UCUGCCGUCACACUUGAUCGAUGACAGUUUGGCGAACGCUGUAGUCUUUUGUCUGCCAGGUUUUCUAUUCCGUGUGUCGUGUAUUCGUCGCCAUUUUCGAGGCAGCGACGUAAAACGCUUUAAAAACUCCUAAAACGCAAAAUUUUUCCAUUUUUUGUUUUGCUGGGCUUGUGUUACACUCUCAGGCAGCGGUUUGCCGCUAGAAAAACCUCAACAAGCGCUGCACUCGCCAGAAACUUCCCUCAAAAACUUUUUUCUCGUCACUAACCUCUCUCAAAUCCUCGUCGAUUGAAACGAUAAAAUUGAAAGAUUUUAUCUUCGUGUGUGUGAAUAGAAAUCAUGGCCAAUUAAAAGAUGUCUCAAUUCAAAGUAUCGUUAGCGAAAACUCCAUGUGGAGGAAAAAUCCACCAACGUCAAGGCGCCGCAGUUUUAUCUAACGUCGUACCUAAGUUCAGCAAUCUUUCUGACCUUUCUUCAGCCUCUAUCAUUAGUUUAAGUUAUGGACAAGAAAUCGAAUCACUAUUCACGUCAAGGGUCGAACAAGACCCAGCAGUCGUCUGAGGUAUCGCGCAAGUCUUCAGAAUUUCAUGAAAACGUUUGCGUUCCAGAUCUUUGUAGUAGCAAGCAGUGGCCUCGUAAUGCUCGACGUCGAGAAAAUCCUAAUCAGUCAAAUUCAAAACAAGAUCCAGCUCGCAGUGGAAAAGGUCAACCGGCCAAGAAUCGCCCGAAUGUGGACAAACGUCCGAAGCCUCGGGGCUUCGGGAACUCCUCCAAUGAUUCGUCCACGUCACUUAGACUGUCUGCUAGCAGCCCCGGACUAGCAUUGGAAGGAGCCGCGUCCACCGAGGACGGCGGCGCUACAUUAGGUGAUGAUCUACUCGAAGCUGAAUUGAAUUCGAUUUAUUUGCCGGGAAGCAAAAAGCAGAAUCUGAAUCAUCUGCUCAAUUUCCACUACGUCUCCCGCGACUGUGACAAUGCGUCCGGAGGGAAAUUCAAUGUUUUCAACGGUAAUCGCACCAAUAAUCGUGGAGGCGUUACGAGACGUCACAAGUACAAUAAGGAGCAGUUUUUGCAGGCUAAUUUUCAAUUCGUUCUAAAAUCUGAGGAAAACAUUCAACAAAACAUCGCUUCUCCCGAUACACUAGUCGAUUGGAAUUUAAUCGAACAGAUCAACAUUCAAACCACCGAAGAACCGCAAUGUCCCAUUUGCUUAUAUCCACCAAUCGCUGCAAAAUUGACCCGAUGUGGCCAUGCCUACUGUUGGCCUUGUAUUCUGCACUAUUUAGCUUUGUCCGAUAAAACCUGGCGCAAAUGUCCCAUCUGUUAUGAUGCUGUUCACAUUGGGGACCUAAAGAGCACAUCCAUCGUGCAAUUGCAAAAUUGGAAAGUUGGUGACACCAUUUCAAUGCAAUUGAUGCGGAGACCCAAGGCUUCAAUGUUUAUUGAGCAAGUGGAUGGCGUUGAAGUGUGCUGCGAAAGUAUUCCACACUUACGCGACAACUAUGCAAUGAGAAAGUUUGCGAAAUUCCUAUUGGCAGAUUCUGAUGAAAUACAAUCAAUCAUAGAACGCGAGAAACAAGAGUUGUUGUUGGCUCAUGAUGUUGACACGCCAGAAUCUGUUUUUGUUCAACAGGCUUUAGAUUUGUUGGAGGAGAGAAAAGGCAAGAUUGUUGUAACAAAUGAGGGAUUGCGAGAAAGUACAAAAUCGCAACCUGUUGCUUCAGAAAUGGUGGAUGAAGAAGUAAUCGAAGUAGGUGAACAACUAACCGAAAUGUCUUUAAUGGAACAGCGGUCUACCGACAGCUCAGACCUUGGAGACGUCUCAGUAAAGAAUUCUACGAAUGGGGACUCAAAAUACCACUACUUCUACCAGUCAAGCGAUGGCCAGAAUAUUUACUUACAUGCUAUGAAUGUGCGGAUUUUGCAAGCUAUGUAUGGGUCUUUCGACAAGUGCCCGACCAUAAUUGAGGGAAAAAUAUUGGAAAAACAUUCGCAUUCAAUGGAUCAAGAAUUCAGGAAAAAGUUGCGUUAUCUCCAACAUCUUCCACUUACUUGUCAAUUUGAAGUUGUUGAAUUGCAAUUCGAACCGCCGACAGUAUCACCUGAGGUUCUCGAACGCUUUAAAGAUGAAAUUGAUCUUCGUCGGAGGACAAGGAAACGACGGGCUCAAGAAGAACGUAGGCGGGAACGUCAAAUAAAUGAAAUCAAUGAACGCCAGAUGGGGAAGAUAAUAUCGCGUUCGGCAAACAUUGACAUUAACUCGUCUCAACAAUUUCCGUCGUGUGGAUUCGAUGACUCUCCAACAGGCAUUUCCAUCGGUGAUUUCCCUCAAUCUUUGGGUAGCGAUUUGUCAACUUCUCCGCUGUCAGUCAGGAGAUCGGGAAAUUCGACAUCAUUUGCCGAAAUGCUUUCGUCCCCAAAGCGAGAACUUUGGCCAUCUCUAGGUCCUUCAGGGGGAGGAGAUCAAAUUUCAACGGCUGGUGCUUGGGGAAAACCAGCAGCAUCUUCAUCUGCCAUUAAAGCGUCGGCUUCGAGCCGACAAAUCAAUCGCAUCCUGGAAACUGAUAGCCUUGAAGAAUUGGACGUAAGUACUCUUCAGCACAGCUUGGGAGACGUAAUUAUUGAAGCACUGCAGCAAAAGCAAACGGACCCAAUAAAAACUAAUGCUGGUUCAGCGGCAAAUGCUGGCGGUAAGAAGAACAAGAAAAACAAGAAAAUGUUAUUGUUCUCGACCGGCAUAAAUCAUAAGGGAAAUUAAUUUAUGUCAGGGACAACCUUUUAUCGGUGUAUUGUUUUAAUGUUCGACAACUCACACUUUUCUGAAUUUGUUUUAAUCAUUUUCUACUUUUCUUUUGUAGUAACAUAUCCCAGAUACAAAUUUUCAGUUAUUUUGGAAUAUUAGAUAAUGAAACAUAAAAAAAGCUAAAAACGUUGAACUUUCGCUUUAUGACGUUUUUUUUUUUUAAAUGGAUAACUAGAAAACAUAACAUAGAAAAAUUGUAAACAAUAUUGGAGAUUUUGUUGAUGGAUAACUUCGUAAAACGGAGGAACAAAAUAGAGCCUGAUCUUAAAAAGAACGAAAUUGCGAAACAAAAAUCUAAGCAAAAAAUAAAGCAUUAGCAAAAAAGAAA
Hermetia illucens (black soldier fly) is the source of this 3131-nucleotide messenger RNA. Its product is annotated as RING finger protein 10. The record is from RefSeq and is a predicted model, not a curated record. The coding region runs from base 500 to 2758 and encodes 752 amino acids. NCBI's taxonomy places the organism in Eukaryota, Metazoa, Arthropoda, Insecta, Diptera, Stratiomyidae. The transcript has 5 exons. Gene Ontology annotation, biological process: positive regulation of transcription by RNA polymerase II. Gene Ontology annotation, molecular function: metal ion binding; transcription cis-regulatory region binding.